GUAGUCCCUAAUGCAAUCAUGCAGCUCAUUUUUAGUUUUUGAAGUGAAAACGGACACCUAACCAUUCCCUUCUGCUUCGCCUCGGAAACCAAGAAAGACCACAAGAUGACGGUCAAAAAGCAAGUAGAACUUAACGACUACGGAUAUCCUGCUUCAAUACCGUUGACUGAUACACUAAACAAAGAAAGUCGGGACCAGUCUGGUGCCUGGGCACCCUGCCAAGGUUCAAAGAUGCUCACUAGCGGGAAGGGUCCUCUCUCUGAAGAAGAAGCCAUCAUCCAAAUGAAAAAGUUCUUCGAUACCUACUACGCAGACGUGGAGAAUUCCAAACCUACUUUAGCAAAAGAUGAAAGAGUAGCUGAAGCAUUAAGUACGAUGGAAGCCACUGGAGAUUACGAGCACACCUUUGAUGAGCUCAGUUGGGCUGCUAAAACUGCUUGGAGAAACGCACCACGCUGUGUCGGGCGUAACAUCUGGAAAACCUUGACAGUGGUUGACGAGAGAAACGCACUAUCGUGCCCGGAUAUCUUCGAUGCUAUCUGCAAAAAUCUGAGGGUGGCUUUUAACGGUGGUCAGAUAAACCCAUCUGCCAUUGUAUUCCGUCAACGAUACAUGAAAGACAAAGAUACACCGGGAAUAAGAGUUUGGAAUGGCGUUCUGCUUGCUUUUGCAGGCUUUGUGAAGGAAAAUGGAGAUAUUAUAGGCGACCCUAAGAACGUCUAUCUAGCUAACCUUGCCAAAAGUUUGGGCUGGAAGCCUAAAAGAGGUCCGUUUGAGUUGCUUCCCAUCAUGAUAUCAGAUGCCAAUCAAAAUACGGAGGUAUUCGAGCUACCGAAUGACAUCAAAGGGUACAUGGUCGAUAUCACUCAUCCAAAAGAGCCAGAAAUUACUAAGCUGGGUCUACGAUGGUAUGCAAUACCUUCAGUCAGCUCAAUGAUGCUGGAGGCGGGAGGUAUCCAAUAUACCUGCUCACAAAUCGCAGGUUUCUUCCAGGACACUGAGAUUUCUGUGAUGAAUCUGCUGGCUGAGUCUAGAUACCAUCUAAUGGAACCUAUUGGGAGGGCAUUAAAGUUGGAUGUCUCCAUGAACUCUACCUAUUGGAAAUGCACAGUGGCUACGGAAUUGACAAGGGCAGUUUACCACAGCUUCAAGCUUGCUCGCGUCUCUAUGAUUGAUCACUUGACACUAGCAGACAACUUCAACUCGUUUAUGAAAGAAGAAGUGAGGACAAGAGGAGGGUGUCCCACAGAUUGGCUCUGGGUGGUCCCACCCAUGUCAGGUGGUCUAGUGCCCACCUUUCAUCACGAAUACUUGCGGUAUGCCCUAUCACCAUCAUAUGAGUACCAAGCAGGUCCGGAGAUGUUCUUCAGGAAACGUCGGAACAAAUUUUCUUUUCGUGCGGUGGUUAGAACGUCCAUGUACUUCCUUGAAAUGAUGAGCAAACGUCUCAAAGAGAGAAAACGAGUUGCAAUGGUGUAUGCCACAGAAGGGGGCACUGCUUUAACUUAUGCUAGGGCCGCUGAGUCACUUUUUGUUAAGGCAUUCAAUGUGUCUAUCGUUCCGGUCACUGCAAUCACCAAUAAGGAGGGUCUUCAAAAGUGCAUCGAUUGCUCUGAUAUCGUCAUAAUCAUUGCCUCUCCGUUUGGAGCUGGGGGAGCCCCUUCAAUCGCUGAGGAAUUUCACAGAAACCUUCUCAACAAAGUUUAUCGUUUUGAUGGCAUAAAAUACGCUGUGUUUGGGCUGGGAUCUUCUCAAUACAUAGAGACGUUCGCAAAUUUUGGAAAACUUCUAGAUAGAGAAAUCGAAACAGAAGGAGGAACACGAAUCACUGAUGCUGGUUUUGGUGAUGAUCAAGCGAACCAAAAGCUAGCAUUCGAUGAUUGGAUUAAAGCACUGUAUGUCAAAUGCUGCAAUGAUUAUCUGCCAAUGGGUGGAAAGUCACAAGGUACUGCUGUCGAAGGAGUGACCGCUAAGAAAGUUUACAGAUGGAGAUACAGCAACAAGAGGAGCCUGAACCAGUGUUUCCAAGAGAUGAUAGAUUCUCAUGAAAAGAUUUUCGAGUUCACAUUAAAGGAAAAAAUAAAUCUGUCUCCUGAGGGGGCACCAGAAAAAUACUACUUAUGGUGGUUAUGCCAGGAUAUGUGGCUCUAUACGGGUCUUUACAACAACAACUUACUUGUCCUGUCAUACGAACCAGAAUCCAGCGAUGACAAGGAACUAUUUCUUCCUGGGCAGCACAUAGGAAUCUUCCCUAAGAACCUGUCGACUGAAAAAGAAAGGGUUGCACGAAGUCUUUCUGAUGUUCCGUUCGGCAGUAUUCCAUUGAUACUUGAAGAGAAGAUAGCAAUCCAUGAGCCGUGGCGACAAUGGAAUCCAAAUUAUUCAGGACUGACCAUUGACGAAUUCCUUGGCACUGUAGCAGACCUCAAAAGAAUUCCAGCUAACUUAGAUGCCAUUUUUGAGAAAAACAUGGUGAAUGGUGAGAACGGAAACAAAAACGACAUAGCAGAAGGGGAGAACGGAAACAAAACAAGCAAACCAACGGAUAACGCAGGCGAAUUUGACAGUGCAAAGUUCAUCGGGGAAAUGCCUACAAUCAAGAGACGGCUUUUUAGUAUAGCCUCUUGUCAAAAUGAUGGUCACACCGUGAACAUUUUGAUUGCCAUGCAUGAAUUCAUGAAAGACGGAAAGACAGUAGGGGGUUUGACCUCUAAUUUUGUGAGAAGCGCCUCUCUGGGUGAGAAGAUUGAGGGAUACUUCUCCAAGAGUGACGAGCAAAUGAGGCUGCCCCAGGACUCAAGCCUUCCUUUGCUCCUUGUGUCGGCUGGAUCUGGCUGGGCUCCCUUCCAGUCGUUUGUUAAUGCCAGGGAACGAGAUGCCCGUUCAGGUAUUAAGACAGGGCCAAUUUACAUCUUCCACGGCUGCAGAUACAAAGAACAUGAUUUCCUUGGCUCACUGCUGGAGGAUGCUGCUACUGUGCUCAACAUAGAGACCUUCAGAGCCUACUCCAGAUCUGAGCCCGGUCAAGAUGGGAAAACAGCGAGAAAAGCAGGCCCUAAGAUCUUGUUAGAGAAGAAAGGUUAUGUCCAAGAUCUCAUAGCAGAGCAAGGAGAGGUGGUAGCUAGAGUGUCUCGGGAUGGUGGUCACAUGUACUCGUGUGGAGGAAGUGGGGUGGUGGCUGGAGUCAGGGAUCAACUGGAGACGACUCUGCUGGAGCAAGAGUGUGUUUCACUACAGGAGAUGAUCUCUAGCAAACGCUACCAGGAGGAGAAAUUCGGUUGAACAUUUUACGAACUUUUUAUGAAGGUGCAUGGACAGUCUUUUCAAUAGUUUACCUACCUUUUUUACAUUAAUAACAGAUUAUGAUAGAGAUCAACUUCAGCUAGCAUGGAUUGACAGAAUUGCUUUUUAGAUAUAUUAGCAAGUGAUACGAGAAUGUAAAGUUCGGCGGAAUCUUUUAAGAACUUCUAGGGUCUUCAGAUCAUGAGAGUGCAUGGAAAUUAUUGAAUUUUCAAUUAGAUUCUUUCAGUUUUAAGAUAGUUUCUGAUUUUUCUG
Bolinopsis microptera is the source of this 3555-nucleotide messenger RNA. Its product is annotated as nitric oxide synthase, inducible-like. Bases 106 to 3282 code for a protein of 1058 amino acids. Gene Ontology annotation, biological process: nitric oxide biosynthetic process. Gene Ontology annotation, molecular function: nitric-oxide synthase activity; FMN binding. The transcript has 3 exons. The record is from RefSeq and is a predicted model, not a curated record. NCBI's taxonomy places the organism in Eukaryota, Metazoa, Ctenophora, Tentaculata, Lobata, Bolinopsidae.